Molecule: messenger RNA, 679 nt
Organism: Scutellospora calospora
Lineage: Eukaryota; Fungi; Glomeromycota; Glomeromycetes; Diversisporales; Gigasporaceae
Source: the annotation of a GenBank genome assembly
AUCAAGUUACGUCACAAGUUUUCGUUCAGUUUCUGAUGAAACAAAAGACAUAAUCUUCAAGCUUUAUGAUAUUAGACAUGGUCCUAAUAGCACGUAUCAUACUUAUUGGGAACAAAUGCAAUUAAAGUAUGCAAAUGAUGAAGAAAUGUUAGCAAACAGAGCAUUAUUCCCAUACAAAAAUGAUUUUAAUUACCUUUAUAAAAAAUAUCGUGACAAGCAUAUAGGUACUCAAAAUAGAAUUAACAUGUUUAGUCAGUUAGAAGAGGAGAUUAAAGAAUUUAAUAUUAAUAGAAAAGGAGACACAUGGAUGCAAAAAUUUAUUACAUCAAACCAAAGUAAUUCUGAACAACACUUUAUUCUUGUUGUUGUAACAAAUCUUAUGAAAUGUUGCCAUGAGUUACAAGAAGCAGGAGAGUUGGUAUAUAUAGAUAUAACAGCUGGGCUUGACGUUCUUAAUACCCCUUUGACAAUUCUUUCUACUAGUACAUCUGCUGGUAGCCUACCACUUGCUGCUAUUCUUACAUCUGAUGAAACAGAAGCUACUUUCAUAAAGGCAUUAGAUAUGGUAAAAAAGAUAGUUCCAUCAGUGGUAUUUGGUAGACAAGGAUCUAUUAUUAGACCACAGGUAGUUAUAACAGAUGAUUGUAGAGCAGAAAAAUUAGCAUUGCAUAAUACCUAG